This is a messenger RNA of Fusarium venenatum, 786 nucleotides long. The record is from RefSeq and is a predicted model, not a curated record. Lineage: Eukaryota; Fungi; Ascomycota; Sordariomycetes; Hypocreales; Nectriaceae.
CUGGAACAGGGUGGCGAAGACAAGGUUAUCAACAUGUUCCGAUUAAAGCCUACCACAAUCAUCAUUACGGCGCCUGAAAUAACCGAUGCCGAACGCCGAAGCCGUUACAGAAAGCACCUCGCAACCAGGAGAUACAGGACCGUCACUGCAUUAGGAAACGAGGAAACCAGCCUCGAACCUGCUAUGAACACACGUAUACAGACACCAGAUACCGACUCAACUAGCAGACAACGAAUCCGUAACUCGUUGACCCAAGAUGCAUUGCCGAGAGAAGAGGAAUUGGCUUCUCCAGUAUCGUUGGCUGGAAAUGAUAUCGAUGGAGAGGCAGAUGCUGUUCGAUUACCUGUUCGCUCACGGCUCGCCAACAUGAUCAACCAUGCUAUCCAGCAAGGUGACGACGAUGGCAGGACUGUUCAGCAACUUCCUGCGACAGUUGACUCCUCUUUGGAAACUACCAAUCGCCCGGUGGAUGUCGAGGCGAUAGCCUCAAUGAUUGCAGAAGAGCUCAACGUUACACCCCCACGAAGGAAUUUGUCAGUAUACAGCGAUGCUCUACCUGUGAAUGGACAGCCACAAACACCAAGGCAACUGCCAGAGGCCCGUCAUCAAAGCCGAUUUAACGGAGCUUAUACGGCGCCAGUUCGAGGAAGACGCAUAGUGGCCGAUAUGGGCGAUGCACCCGUUACCGUAAGACGAAGGCGAGCUGGACGCGAUACUGGCUUGGUAGGGUUAGGCCCAGAACUGCACGGUAUACACGAAGACAGACAAAACACUGACGAUAUUUGA